Molecule: messenger RNA, 1589 nt
Organism: Corvus hawaiiensis (hawaiian crow)
Lineage: Eukaryota; Metazoa; Chordata; Aves; Passeriformes; Corvidae
Exons: 10
Coding region: 1-1554 (517 amino acids)
Cellular component (GO): cytoplasm
Source: RefSeq, a predicted model, not a curated record
AUGUGGACGACAAUCAUGUCCUCGCCCAGGACUGCGGAGCUGGCGCAGCUGCUGCUCCUCGAUGUGCUGGGGAGCUGGCCAGAGCACAGCAUGCGCACCUCCGAUGGCGACGACACAGAUGUCUUUGCCCUGGCUGUGUACUUCAGCACAUUGGAUACGCCAGAGGAGGUCAAUACCUUCUGGAAGGGAUGCCAGGAGGAACACGGCCUUGCCACCAACCCCAGCAGGUUUGCAGUGCGGACCCUGAAGGCCCUGCUCUGCCUUCUCCAGUGUGAGCACGUGGUGAUGGCAAUGGAGCGCAAGCGUGGCUGGGACACGCUGCUCUGUGCCGACACCCACCACUAUGCAGUGGGUCUGCUGGCCAGGGAGAUGAACCAAGCAUCGCUGCACUUGUGUAAAAGCAUCUUAUGCUGUCUCCUUGAGAUGCUCAGCAAAGAGAUGCCAUACUGGGAUUUCCCCGCCCUGGCGUUCCUUGUGGAGGUCCUCGAGUGCCUGGACCUGAGUGAAUGCGGUGACAGCAUAAUGGACGUCGUAACAAGACACCUGAAGAGCGAGCGCAGGGAGAUGCGUCGCCUGGCACUCAGGGUCCUCCUCUUGCUCAGGGAUGAUCCCUCAAUGGCCGAAAGAAUGUGGAGCCUGACUAAAAGCCUUGUGGUGCUCCUGCGGGAUAGCGACAACGACGUGGUUAGGAUGACCGUCGUUCUCCUGACUUAUUUCUUCCUGGACAAGGAUGCCCCGAUACCGAGCCCCAUCGCCCUGCAGCUGGCUGAGGCCCUCCUGCCACUCUUUGACAACGAUGACAGCCAGGUGCAGCUGCUCUCCAUGUUUGUCUUCAGAACACUGAUGUCUUUUGUCAUAGAAAAAGAGCCCCUGAAAACACAAGUGUGCCAGAGCCUGCUCCCACUCUUCUUCCACUGCCACGAUGAGAACCAGCACGUGGCAGAGGUGAGGACUCGUGCCCCGGCAUGGAGAUGGGCUGCCUCCUGCCCUGGCGCCUCGCGGGCUUCAGCCUCCUCCUGGCCUUGGCACAGGGACGCGCGCGUCCCAUGCCCUGGGCUGUGGUGCCAUCUCCGGGUCUCUGCUGCUCGCCAGGCUUCUCAGGAAACGCUGCUUUGUGCGGUCCAGUUCCUGAAGAGGAGAGAUCUCGAAAAGCUGGUGAAGAAGGAGAAGCUGUGGAAGUUCGCCGAGUGCCUGCUGGCAGAGGACAGGAGCCAAGCGGCCGAGCACCUGCGCCUGGCCCUGCCGUACCUGGAGAACCCGCAGGAGCCCCUGCGAGAGGCGGCCGUCAGGUUCAUGGAGAUUGCCGGGCGGAGCAUGAGGGGGCAGCACAAAGAGCUCCAGCUCAUGUGCAAAGCCCUUGAACACCUGACAGAGGACAUCAGCCCUGCUGUCUCCAACCUGGCACUUCAAACAUUGUACGUUCUCCGGUCACUAGAGACGUCUCGAUACUCCAUAUUCCGGAGGCUGCAGGAUCAACUCCGCAGGGCAUGGAAGACACGGCCUCGGCUGUCGAGCCUUGGCCGGCUGUGUUUCUGGAGCUCUGCGGAGAGCUGAUCUGGGAGGCUCUGCCUGCUGGGGCCACCUGAGCC